This is a messenger RNA of Knipowitschia caucasica, 753 nucleotides long. The record is from the annotation of a GenBank genome assembly. Lineage: Eukaryota; Metazoa; Chordata; Actinopteri; Gobiiformes; Gobiidae.
AUGGCGGCCCCCGGGAAGCAACAUGCCACAAAUCGAGCUUGUGUUAUUCCUGGAGGAUUUUCAGUGAUCUCCCUAAAGUUUUGUUCCAGCAGCGAAGCAGAACACAAACUGUAUGUCAAAGAGCACAAAGUUCGGGAUGAAAAAAGUUCACGCAGACCAUUGGACAGGACCUUGUUUGUUCUCAAUGUCCCCCCAUAUUGCACCAAGGCCGUUACUGAAAGGCCUGCUGAAAAACAUGGAUUCAAAGUGGCAUAUAUUGUGUUUGAAAACUCUUCCAGUAUAAAAGUGGCCAAGUCUCAUCCACCCACUGAGCCCAUCGUCGUCUCCACCGAAGAUCAUCCAGUCAAAACCGGAAUUCAGAAAUGGAUACAGAAUUAUAAAAAAUCUCAAAUUCAGCCGGACAAACUGAAGGGUAUUGUUGACUCUUUUAUGGAGGACUACGACAAGCGUAAAGAAGAGGAAGCAGAAAAGCGUAGAAUAGAGGAGGAACAGCAGCAGGACGACGAAGAUGGUUGGGUCAAAGUUACAAAGGGGCACAAAGGGGCUAAAGCCCGGCCCCACAGCGAGAAGGCAAAUCAGCGCACUUUAGCAAAAGAAAUUAGAAAAAAGAAGAGGAAGGAACUCAUGAAUUUCUACACAUGGCAGCACAGAAACACUCAAAAAGAACACAUUGCUGAACUAAGAAAAAAGUUUGAGGAGGAUAAGCAGAAGAUAGCCCUGUUGAGGGCACAGAGGAAGUUUAAACCUUAUUAA